ACAGCCACUUCGUCUCUGCAAUUAAUGAAAUUGUUAGUUGUACAAACUUUUCGUUAAUAAAAUUCAGAUUAAUUUGACUGCGUGGCUUGUAAACAAACAAAGGAUUUGAAAAAUUGCAAUGUGGUCUCACCUAGAACGCGGAAGUUCCCCAGUGGAUUGGUGCGAAUCGAAUUACUCUAUUUCACCAGUUAUUGCAGAAUUUGUUAACACCGUUAGCAACGUACUGUUCUUCCUAUUCCCGCCGGUGCUGAUCCACCUUUUCCAAGAAUACGCGCGGGUUAUUAACCCCGCAAUUAACGUUUUAUGGGUACUUAUGAUGGUAGUUGGACUCAGCUCUGCUUACUUCCAUGCUACUUUGAGUCUUGUUGGUCAGCUUCUGGAUGAACUGGCAAUACUUUGGGUGUUCAUGGCCGCAUUCACGACCUUUUUACCAAGGAGACACUUCCCUAAGUUUUUGGGAGGGAACAGGUGAGGUUUAUAAUAUGUA
This is a messenger RNA of Hyposmocoma kahamanoa, 487 nucleotides long. RefSeq names its product alkaline ceramidase (gene bwa). NCBI's taxonomy places the organism in Eukaryota, Metazoa, Arthropoda, Insecta, Lepidoptera, Cosmopterigidae. Gene Ontology annotation, cellular component: membrane. The transcript has 3 exons. Gene Ontology annotation, molecular function: hydrolase activity, acting on carbon-nitrogen (but not peptide) bonds, in linear amides. The record is from RefSeq and is a predicted model, not a curated record. Gene Ontology annotation, biological process: ceramide metabolic process. Bases 119 to 472 code for a protein of 117 amino acids.